Molecule: messenger RNA, 563 nt
Organism: Ylistrum balloti
Lineage: Eukaryota; Metazoa; Mollusca; Bivalvia; Pectinida; Pectinidae
Product: microsomal glutathione S-transferase 1-like
Exons: 3
Coding region: 61-525 (154 amino acids)
Cellular component (GO): membrane
Source: RefSeq, a predicted model, not a curated record
CUCCAUGUGAAGACCUGGUUUUGCACCUGACUGUAUCAACUGCACGGAAACUGCACAAAUAUGGCUGAUCUAGGUUUGAGCUUCGAUAAUCCACUGUUUAAGCAGUUUGCAUUUUACAGUGGCGUGGUGAUUGUGAAAACUAUGUCGAUGAGCGUCCUAACAGCCCUUAAUCGGAUCCGUAACAAUGCAUUCGCCAACCCCGAGGACUAUGCAAUAGCGAAGGCAAUGGACAAAGAUUUCAAACCAACAUCGCCCAACCCAACAGUGGAACGAAUCAGGAGGUGUCAUCUAAACGAUCUAGAAAAUGUCAUCACCUUCGUUUUGAUCGGAUUGCUAUAUGUAUCAAGCGGACCGGAUCCGGCUACUGCUGUGACGUACUUCCGGGUCUUCACCGGAUGUCGUCUCUUACACACAAUUGCUUACGUUGGUCAGUUACCCCAACCGUCGCGUGCGCUGUUGUUUUUCGGGGGAUUGGCUGUGUCCAUGCUGAUGGCAGUUGAUGUACUUCGAAAGGCUUCUUAUUAAAAUCAUGAGAAGUGAUUAGAAAGUCAUAAUAUAACAGU